This is a messenger RNA of Rotaria sordida, 1323 nucleotides long. The record is from the annotation of a GenBank genome assembly. Lineage: Eukaryota; Metazoa; Rotifera; Eurotatoria; Philodinida; Philodinidae.
AUGAAAUCGAAAGAAAAUCCUUUUAUUUGUCGUAUUCUACUCAUAAUAAUACUUUAUCUUCUACAAGGAUAUAUUCAAGGUUUUAUGUCAUCGAUUCCGUUAUAUUUGUCUUCGUACAAAGCAUCGUGGCAAGAACAAAGUAUCUUUAGUUGGGCUUUUUAUCCAUUUAGUUUUAAAAUUCUUUGGGCACCUAUACUAGAUUCAAUUUAUUCUUAUCGAUUUGGUCGUUAUGUAACAUGGUUAAUACCUAUUCAAAUAAUAAUUGCAAGCCAAGACAUCGUUGUGGAUGGCUGGUCGAUCUUAUUAUUUACUAGUUCGAAUCCACAAUGGGCAUCAACUUGUCAAACUAUUGGGCAAGUUAUUGGAUAUUUUCUUGGUUCGACAAUAUUGAUGACAUUUGAAUCAUCCAAUUUUAUGAAUAAAUAUAUUCGUAAACCUCUUUCUUUACCUCAACGUUCAUCGGGAUUAUUCUCUCUUCAACAAUUUACUUUCAGUGGUGGUAUAGGAUUUAUCUUUGUUAGUCUUAUUAUUUCAUUAACCUUUUUUUUCAAUCAACCAUCAAAUAAAACAAUGAAUAUCAAUAAACAAAAAAAGAUGCAUACAAAAUUAGAUUUGUUUGAAACAUAUUCAUCUAUAUUAAAAUUAUUUCAAAAACAAUGUAUGCGUGAAUUGGCCUUAAUAUUAAUAACUUUUGAUAUUGGCUUUGCAGCAACUAAUUAUAUGACUGUUUUAACAUUAUCAGAAUAUGGCAUAACGCGUGAUACUAUUGCUCUUCUAAAUAUUCCUUCAAUUGUAAUACAUAUUCUUGUACCUUUGUGUAUGAGUAGAAUACGACAUCCGUUAAUAUGGUUUGCUUAUGGUUAUAUUCCACGUUUAAUUAGUGCUGUUAUUGUAGUUAUUUACAUAUAUUUCAUACCACAAAUUCUUCAUACAUGGUAUUUUUAUCCAACUCUGAUUCUAUUAUUCUGUUUGAAUCAAACAGUCCUGUACAUAAUGAUAGUAUCACGUGUUGGCUUCUCUACACGAAUUAGUGAACCACAAAUAGCUGGAACAUAUAUGACAUUAUUAGCAACAAUAUCUAAUUUAGGUCAAAGUUUAUUGUCAACAUUAGUAUUUUAUAUAGCAAAUUGGUUACCGAAAACAGAUGCAUAUUUUAUUGAAGUAGGAGGAUGUGUUCUACUUGGUUUAAUAUGGAUCAAAUUCUUCUGGCAUACAUUAAUGCAUUUAGAUACAUUACCUGUUGAAGAAUGGUAUCUAAAACCUUCGGCUGAUGUCGAUAUUAUAAUUGACUACGAGCCUACAACUACAGUCAAAUACAAUUAA